Rangifer tarandus platyrhynchus (Svalbard reindeer) is the source of this 600-nucleotide messenger RNA. The record is from the annotation of a GenBank genome assembly. Lineage: Eukaryota; Metazoa; Chordata; Mammalia; Artiodactyla; Cervidae.
AUGCCGCAGUGGGCAGAACGGAGCCUGGCCCCAGGCUCCGUGUGUUGCGGGCAGACCCAGAUUGCGUGCAUGCUGUCUGCUGGAGAGGAGCCGGUGUGGAGCACCGAACAGGAGGCAGAGUCAGAUGUUGGUGGAGAACGGCACCCGCAGACCCGGAGUGUUUCUGCGGAAAACCUUGCCACCUCACAGGCCUUGCGGAGACACUGCUCUGCGGGAGGCAGAGAAGCUGCCUGGCUGGUUUCUGGGCAGAGCGAGAACGUGUCAUCGGUGGACACAGAGGGAAGUCACCGAGGCACGUGGAGCGCUGACGAGGAGGAGGUGAAGACAGGCCUGUGCGGGGGGAUGGACGGUGCUGCAGGGUCUUGGGGAAGCGACUUCUCCCUCCUGAGCGGCUCAGUGGGGACUCGGGGCACGCCCCCUCCGGGGGUGAAACCACCCCUCCGCGGGGCAGGCCCCAGUGGGGGGCGCACUCAGGCACCCGGCCCGCAUCGCUUACCUGCCACCGGCCACAGCUCUCUGACAUCAGAGCACCAGCCCCAGGACUCGGCCUUCUGUCCAGAGAAGGGAGACGCUGCAAGACAAAAGGGGAACCGAGACUGA